Prosopis cineraria is the source of this 1753-nucleotide messenger RNA. Its product is annotated as amino acid transporter AVT1I-like. Bases 238 to 1545 code for a protein of 435 amino acids. The transcript has 3 exons. Gene Ontology annotation, cellular component: plasma membrane. The record is from RefSeq and is a predicted model, not a curated record. Lineage: Eukaryota; Viridiplantae; Streptophyta; Magnoliopsida; Fabales; Fabaceae.
AAAAGAGUGGGGAAAAUAGAAAGUGACAAACCCUAAAUUUUCCCUUAUUGAUCCCAACCAGAAUUUUCUAUUUCUUUAUUUUAUUACAAUUAAUUCACACUUAUCUUCUUCAUAUAAAUUAUAUAUAUUUACAGAAGAAGCUAUCAGAUAUAUAUAUAUAUAUAUAUAUAUUACUCCGUGUGGCUGGCUUAAAAGACUUACCCAGAGAGACACGAUCUUUUCUUCUCGAUCGUAUCCAUGGCUUCAGAGCAAGUUGCUGAUAAGUCUUCAGUAAUCAUACCACUUCUGGCUGAUCAGAAUGCUCUGAACCACCAUGUGACGGUGGCGGAGAAAGGUGGCGAUGAUCUUCACAGCCUUCAAGUGGGAAACACGUCCUUUUUCAAGACUUGUUUUCAUGGGAUCAAUGCUAUCUCAGGAAUUGGAAUCGUAUCUAUCCCUUAUGCACUAGCAUCAGGAGGCUGGUUAAGCAUAUCAUUGUUGUUUCUCAUAGCCAUUUCAUGCUAUUACACUGGCUUGUUGGUUCAAAGAUGCAUGGACAUGGACUCAGACAUCAAGACCUUCCCGGACAUCGGAGACCGCGCCUUUGGCCGGAAAGGACGGCUAAUGGUCUCCAUUGCCAUGAACUCAGAGCUCUACCUUGUGGUCACAGGCUACUUGAUCUUGGAAGGAGACAAUCUCAACAAGCUAAUCCCAAAUAUCAAUCUUCACAUUGCAGGCUUAACUAUCGGUGGAACCACUCUUUUUGCAAUUGUUGCAGCUCUUGUUAUUUUGCCUACUGUUUGGUUGCAGGAUUUGAGCCUUCUCUCUUAUGUCUCGGCGAGCGGCGCCCUGGCUUCCACCGUCUUCCUCGUCUCUCUACUUUGGAACGCCACCAUUGAUGGAACCGGAUUCCAUGGAAAAGGAACUACCAUUUUCAAAUGGAGUGGAAUUCCUGCUGCUGUAAGCUUGUAUGCCUUUUGUUACAGUGCACAUCCAGUCUUGCCAACCCUCUACAAUUCCAUGAGAAACAAAAGUCAAUUUUCCAAUGUAUUGCUUGUAUGUUUUUCAAUUUGCACUCUUGGAUAUGCAGCAGCAGCUAUUUUGGGCUACUUAAUGUUUGGGCAAGACGUUGAGUCUCAGGUGACUCUAAACCUUCCCACAGGAAAAUUCAGCUCACAAGUGGCAAUCUACACAACCUUAGUGAAUCCAAUAGCCAAAUAUGCACUAAUGCUCACACCAAUUGUGAACGCUGUGAAGAAAAUAGUUUCAUGUCACUACAACAACAAAAGGCUCACUCAUUUAAUUGUGAGUACUUCACUGCUCAUCAGUACUGUCAUUGUGGCUGUGGCUAUUCCUCUGUUUGGCUAUCUCAUGUCUCUUGUAGGAGCAUUGCUCAGUGUUUCUGCUUCCAUUUUAGUUCCUUCUGUGUGUUACUUGAAGAUCUCAGGAGCUUACAAGAGAUUUGGGUCUGAAAUGAUCAUCAACUAUGGAAUUGUGCUUAUGGGUUUGGCUAUUGCUGCUGUAGGAACUUACACAUCUCUAGUAGAUAUUGUUCAUAAUUUGUAAAAUCUGUAUAAAAGCUGUCUAUUUUGACAGUUUUUUUAAGAGUAUGGUUUGAUUUUUAUUUCAGCUUGUAUUUUUGGGUGCGUGUGACCUUGUUAGUGUUUAAAUAUAUGCACUUACUAGUGUGGUUCACAAUGUUCUAUGUGCUCUGUUUGGAUAAGAAGAAUGGUUAGAAUUGCAAGCUUCAAUCGGAAAAUUUUGGUUUGCAUUA